AUGACAACGUUACAGGGAAUGGCCAAAGAACACGGAGGUUUGGAAGAGAUCGAAUGGAAAUGUCUGGUGCUUGGUGAUCACCAACCACAAGAAUUCAGUGGUGGAAAAUGGGUAUCGAGCUCGAAUGAGGAAUACCCAAUCGACAUAGUGUUAGGCUUGAAGAGGACGGCAAAUAUCUACAAAGUGGUCAUCGAAGUGGACGAGCUGUUCACACCGUCGAAAAUAGAAGUUUGUCUUGGUACAGGGGACGAUACCCUUGAAAGAAACUACAAAAAUGCACGCCUGGCAGCGUUCAGCGAGCCCGUAAAGAUGGAAUUCGACGGUAAAAUGAGGAUCUCAAGCCGAAUGGAGGCGAAGAAUGCGUUCAUGAACUCCGCCGGACAAUACAUUUGGAUAAUUGUGUAUGAGCCUGAAGACUUGCAUGUAAAUCCUCGAAGAAAGGUUUGUAUCAAGAAGAUGGCCAUACUUGGGUAUCCUCUCCCGAAUGACGAACUUGCUGCAUUGAACAACAAAUUCAAAAUCUCUGGGGACAACACAAGUGCUGCUUCUCGAACGUCCAGUACCUCUUCCGUCCAGUACCAAAAUCCUGAACUGGGACGAUAUAGCUACAAUGGUGAUGGUAUGUAUUUUGGAAGCAGCGGACUAGGAGGCGACCCGCUCACCACCAUACGGUUGGUGAAAAAGGUGCUUAAGAACAAGAUGGAGAAAGUCAACCAGGAAAACCGGGAAGUUGAGGGUACGGUAUGCUUACGUGCCACUCAAAGGUUGAGUGAGUACGAGAAAAUGCUGGAAGAACUUUCGCAAAAGAGAAGCAACGCGCUCGUUCACAAUGAAACACAGCAGGCUGAGAGAAUAAUGAUGGCAAUGGUUGAUUGUCGCGAUACCGUACUACGUGCUGUCCAUAUUGACUUGCUGCUCGGACGCGAAGAGGUGGGGAAAUCUGUCUUUGGCAAGCAGUCCAGCUAG
Molecule: messenger RNA, 966 nt
Organism: Necator americanus (New World hookworm)
Lineage: Eukaryota; Metazoa; Nematoda; Chromadorea; Rhabditida; Ancylostomatidae
Exons: 9
Coding region: 1-966 (321 amino acids)
Cellular component (GO): cilium
Source: RefSeq, a predicted model, not a curated record